Molecule: messenger RNA, 2676 nt
Organism: Mytilus trossulus (common blue mussel)
Lineage: Eukaryota; Metazoa; Mollusca; Bivalvia; Mytilida; Mytilidae
Product: peroxisomal membrane protein 2-like
Exons: 5
Coding region: 90-677 (195 amino acids)
Cellular component (GO): membrane; cytoplasm
Source: RefSeq, a predicted model, not a curated record
GCAGGUGCACGAUAAAACGCGAGACCCAAGAUGUCUGCGCCCAGUUGAAAGUUCAAAACACAAACGUCCCACAUUGUCAACUUUGAAAAAUGAGUUUGAGCAAGGAUAAGUCUAACGAAAAUGCCUUUGAAAAGGCUCUCAAGGCUUACCUUGGAUUGUUGCAGUCAAGACCAGUACUUACAAAAGCCAUCACAAGUUCUUCAGUGUCGGCCAUUGGUAACAUCAUAUCGCAGUUGAUUGUCCCUAACCAACAAAAUGGUGGGAAAAUAGCCUGGCGAAGUGUGGCUGCUUAUGCCUCCUUUAGUUUUGUAGUUAGUGGACCAUUGAUACAUUAUUUCUACAUAUGGAUGGACAAGUUGAUACCAAAGAAGAAAGAAUCCGCCACAUUGGAUGGAAUCAAGAGAGUUGUAUUUGACAGAUUUAUAUUUGCACCUCCAUUUAUACUCCUCUUUUUAUAUGCAGUUACAAUGCUAGAGGGUUCAGGGCAUGAGGCAGCUAUUGCAAAGAUCAAAGAAACUUUCUGGCCAAUACUUAAGAUGAACUGGCAGAUUUGGACCGUGUUCCAGUUUAUAAAUGUAAACUAUGUACCUCUGAAGUACCGUGUAUUAUUUGGUAAUGCAGUAGCUUUGGUUUGGUCCGUCAUUGUUGCAGUAAAGAGAAGACAGUUAGCACAGUGAAAAAAAAGACAACAGUUGCCUUGGUUACAGCGUAAACAGAAAAACAAUAUGACAAUUAGAACUUAAAGAAAUUUGUAUAAUGUUAAUUUAAACAUAAGAACUUAAAGUUUGAAAUUUUAACGACUGAUUUUCUCUCAUUGUUUUCCGAAUGAGAUAAAUGGGGAAAUCCCACUCAAAGUUAACUAGUUGUUCACUCUAUACGGUACUUUAUGUGAUGUUUAAAACUUUUUCAACAGAACAACUUUGGAAUGUUACUGUAAUUUCAUUGCACAAUUUAUCCCAUAAUGGUCAUUUCAUAAAAAUGAUCCUGAAGCUAUUUGAAAAAUAUCAGUAUUAGUGAUAAAACUCAUGUUAAUCUUAAAUCCUAGCAGAACUGAAAUUUAAACUUUGCAUAAAUAAACUAGUUCACAGUACCAAUCUUAUGGAACGAUGAGAAAUGUAGUUGACUAACUGACCACCUUAGCCACUUAAUAUGUCCAAAUAUCCAAUCAGGUAGUAUUGACCACCUGAACCCCCUAAAAAGGUCAAAUCAUGAGGUGGUGCUUUAUAUCUAGUGAAUUUUUUAGACCAAAGAUUUUUACAAUAUUUUAGAUAUAAGGAAACUCUUAAAAUAGAUUUGGGAAUUAAUUUUACCCAAAAAUGUUUAAAAUAUUAAUCUGAUUCACAUCUUUGAAGAAAACAUUAUCUUGAUCAGGUAGAAGGGUAAAUAAUUCUGAUUGUCUGUUAGAGAGUUUUUGUUAGUGAAUUAACGUUGAGUUCUAAUAAAAUUGGCGCUUUCUUUUACAAUAGAAACCAAAAAAUUUCAGAAUGAAAAAAAACAUAACCCCAUCCUCCGCCUGCCACAAAGUUUAAGGAUUACUCUCUGUAAAUUACUUAAUGUGACAUUUUAAAACUUUUUAUAAAACAGAUUUUUUAAAUGUUAGUGUAAUUUCAUUCAGAAUUGACAAAAUUAAUUUACCUAUAAACAAUAUCUCUUGUUGGAAAUUAUUUCCCUAAUACGGCCAUUUUGUAUCUGCCAUGUUAAUAACAUUCUCAGAUACAAAACAGACCUAGUAGGAAAAUAAUUUUACUCAAACAUUAUUUAUAAAUGAUUUUUAUAUAUAUUAUUUUCUUUUUCUUUUUCAAAGCUGAUUGUAAAAGUGAGUCAGAUUAUAUAGGGUUAUUUUUUAUACUACAAUUUUGUUUUUGUUACCUCUGUUUCUAAAUAAUUUAUUUAUUUACCAAAAGAGAAUUUUUAAUUCUCUAUUGCAGCUUUACACAUCCUUUAUUUUUUGUUAGUAGAAUUCAUAUGAGCAAACAGUUAUAGUUACUGAUAGUUUAUUUGUUAGUUAUGAAGACUUUGAAGACUUUAUAUUUCAAAUUUAUCAUGUUACUGUAAGCUGAUGAAUCUGUUGAAAGAAUGUUGAGUAUUUCUAAAAUUAAUAUGUAUGUAAGAUUUAGUAUGUAUGUCAAGUAACUUAAGUAAUAUCCUUAAGGAAGAUUACUCUUUACAUCAUUUAGCUGUUUGGUUAUUGCCCAUAUUAUCAUUAUUUUUUAAGCAUCUAUGUGAAACAGAAUUAAAUUUAUCUAGUUUAGAAAAAAAAUAUGAGAAUGACUGAAAAAAACAUGUACAAAUAUUUUAAAGAGUUAUUUCCCUUAGCUAAGGGGGCAUCUCAAAUGUGACAGAUUUUUUUCGUAUUUUUCACAUGUAAGCCAUACACAGUACUGCAACAGACAGACAUUUUAUUUGUGAGUUCGAAAAAUGGAUUUUUAACAUGCAUAUUCUUCAAUAAGUAUUUUAUUUAUUUUCACAGAAUUUAAAACUUUGAGAUGCUCCAAGAAAACUUUAUGUAAUCAGAAUGAUGAUUAAUAAUUUAAUUAUAUCAACAUAUAACUAUGUAUGUCAUAUGAUUAUUGUGACCACAUUGUUUGUGGAAUGCAUUAGAAUGUAAACAUAUUUAUAUGUUGCCUUUGUUAUUGUUGAUUUUGAUAUGAUUUUAAAAUAAAUACUAUUUUAUGA